AUGUUUUAAAGCAAAAAAAAAUCCAUUUUUCUGUUCUACUCAGAAUUUAGUUAUUUAUUACAAAAAUAACACCAAUUAAUUAGAUUAAAAUGUAUUAUAUUUUAAUAUACUUUUAAUUAGUUAGUUUCUUUAUAUUUGGUUUAGUUUAAACUUAUGAUAAUUUUCAAAUGAAAUUCAUCAAUAUAAUGAAAAUAAAUAAAGAAAAAUAAUGUUAAAGAUGUGCUAUUGUUGAUAAAGUAUGA
This is a messenger RNA of Paramecium sonneborni, 242 nucleotides long. Lineage: Eukaryota; Ciliophora; Oligohymenophorea; Peniculida; Parameciidae. The record is from the annotation of a GenBank genome assembly.